GUGGUUAAGUGUUUCCUGAAUCAGAUAUAAGACACAGGAGUGUUUUCUCCCAUACCCUUUGGUUGUGUUUGCAGUUUGGCGGUUUGAUUUGGUGUUUGCCAGCACAAUGCGGGUGUUGGGUUUCCUCUUGCUGUGCCUGGGGCUUGUGGAGGGAAAGCACCUAGAGCUCGAUCAAGCUGUAUUUGUACCAGAAGACUGGCUCCAUGCAGGCCGAGUGGCUCCUCGUGAAGAAAUGGAACUCACUUUUGCUCUCAAACAGCAGAAUGUGGACCGACUUCAGAAUCUGCUGCAGCUUGUAUCAGACCCGGAUUCACAGCAAUAUGGAAAGUUUAUGACCUUGGAGGAAGUGGCGUCCCUGGUCAGGCCGUCUCAGCUGACCGAGAAAGCCGUGUGGACAUGGCUGAAGGGUCAUGGGAUUCAAAAUUGCCACACAGUGCUAACAAGAGACUUCUUGCAGUGCACUAUGACUGCUCAGGUGGCUGAAACAUUGCUUCCUGGAACUGAGUUUCAUCGCUACAAGAAAGGUGAUCAGACAUUAAUGAGGUCGUCUUCUCAGUACUCUGUCCAUGAGGAUGUGUCUGAUCACCUGGACUUUGUGGGUGGCGUCCUUCGUUUUCCAAUGGGCAGUAAAGAAAUCGGUAAGGCCUGGACAGGGCCUGGGCAGUCGGAAAAGGCUUUUCAUUUGGGUGUGACUCCUUCAACAAUAAGAGCUCGCUACAACCUCACUGCAUCUGAUACUGGCCAUGCUGCUAACAACAGCCAAGCAGUGGCACAGUUCUUGGAGCAGUAUUACCACCCAGCAGACCUGGCGGAGUUCAUGAGUAUAUUCGCAAGAGGUUUCAAUCACAUGACUGAAGUUGAGCGAGUGGUGGGCACACAGGAAGAAGGAAAAGCAGGCCUGGAAGCCAGCUUAGAUGUGGAGUACAUCAUGAGCACUGGAGCAAACAUCUCUACAUGGGUCUUCACCAAUCCAGGUCGACAUGAAACCCAGGAGCCGUUUCUUCAGUGGAUGCUGCUACUUAGCAACAUGUCCGCUGUGCCUUGGGUACACACAAUCAGUUACGGGGAUGAUGAGGACAGUCUGUCCACUGCCUAUAUGAACCGCAUCAACGUGGAGUUCAUGAAGGCUGGGCUCAGAGGAAUCUCUAUGCUCUUUGCAUCUGGGGACAGUGGCGCUGGCUGUUUGCAUUUGGCCAAAGAAAACGUCUUCAGGCCGAGCUUUCCUGCUUCCAGUCCGUAUGUAACCACAGUGGGUGGGACGACCUUCAAGAAUCCUUUCAAGGUCACCUAUGAGGUCACUCAUUACAUCAGCGGGGGUGGCUUCAGUAAUGUCUUUGCAAUGCCUGACUAUCAGGUAGACGCAGUGAGCGCAUAUCUGAAAGGUGCACAGUCGCUUCCUCCUCAGUCCUAUUUUAACCACAGUGGAAGAGCCUAUCCUGACAUGGCAGCCCUUUCGGAUAAUUACUGGGUCGUUACCAACCUUGUGCCCAUACCAUGGAUAUCUGGAACCUCGGCGUCCACUCCAGUGGUAGGAGGAAUUCUCUCGCUCAUUAAUGACCAACGCUUCCUCAAAGGACUUCCUUCUCUGGGCUUCCUCAAUCCACGGCUGUAUAAACUCAAAGGCACUGGUCUUUUUGAUGUAACUGAGGAAUGUCACUUGGGUUGUCUGGAUGAAAAGGUCGAAGGGCAGGGAUUCUGUGCUGCUUCCUCAUGGGAUCCAGUCACUGGAUGGGGAACUCCAAACUACCCUGCUCUACUUGCUGCUCUGAUACAGGACUAAAGAUUCAGAAAACCAAUAUGCUUAAAAAGAAUCCGCUUUACUUUAAUUGUUCUAUUCAACAGCAAUGAGCGUCGCAGCGCAAUUCUGUAAAUGUCUAUUUUAUUGCUUUUUUUUUUUUUUAAAUAUCUGCUGUAUAGCUAAGUAAAGAAAUGUCUUCUGUUAAUCAUAUCAUAUAAAUAUACUGCACUGGAUGUAUGAAUAUCUUCUUGUUUUAAAUAUGUGGCCUUAAAACCUCUCAGGCCCUUUGACUAUUGUGAUAUUCUGGAAGAUUGCACUGAAGAAUUUAUGUAGUGAAACAGAGCUGGGUUCUCUGUAUCGGUAACAGUAUUUGAUACUGAAAAAUAUUGUGCCCACUUUUUUUUUUUU
Molecule: messenger RNA, 2146 nt
Organism: Silurus meridionalis
Lineage: Eukaryota; Metazoa; Chordata; Actinopteri; Siluriformes; Siluridae
Gene: tpp1
Product: tripeptidyl peptidase I
Exons: 13
Coding region: 107-1780 (557 amino acids)
Biological process (GO): proteolysis; central nervous system development
Molecular function (GO): tripeptidyl-peptidase activity; serine-type endopeptidase activity
Source: RefSeq, a predicted model, not a curated record